UUCGAAGGUGAAGGUCGAUUUUAAGAAAGACGACAGCUUUUACUUUUCUGAAAAAAUGAACAAAAAGAACUGUGAAUAUUAUACCUAAAUCAUGGCAAAGAAAAGAACAGUAGGAAAGAUAACAUGGGCUCCCCGGAAACAUCACUUAAAAGAGAAUGGGGCGAACUCUGGUUUUGGUUCUCCAAGUGUCUAUCAUGCGCUGAUAAUCAUAUUUUUAGAAUUUUUUGCCUGGGGAUUGUUGACAUCUCCUAUCAUUAUGGUAUUGAAUCAGACAUUUCCUAACCAUACGUUCCUGCUGAAUGGACUAAUACAAGGUGUAAAGGGAAUGUUGUCAUUUUUAAGUGCUCCAUUAAUUGGUGCUUUAUCUGACGUUUGGGGAAGGAAGAUAUUUCUUUUGUUAACAGUGACAUUUACUUGUCUCCCUAUACCAUUGAUCUCUAUUAGUCCCAUGUGGUAUUUCACUAUGUUGUCUUUGUCCGGUUUAUUCUCUGUAACAUUUAGUGUUGUAUUUGCAUAUGUGGCAGACAUCACAUCAGCCGAGGAGAGAGGUCAAGCAUAUGGACUGGUGUCAGCAACAUUUGCUGCCAGUUUAGUAACCAGUCCAGCAUUAGGAGCCUACCUAGAGAAUGCUUAUAGUUAUAAUUUAGUUGUAUGGCUAGCCACAGCUGUUGCCAUAUUAGAUGUAUUGUUUAUAUUAUUGUUUGUACCAGAAUCUUUACCAGAGAAGAUUAGACCAGUUAGUUAUGGUUCUCAGAUCUCAUGGGAGCAGGCUGAUCCAUUUGGAGCAUUAAAGAGAAUAGGUGCAGACAAGUUAAUAUUAUUAUUAUGUUGUACAGUAUUUUUAUCAUAUUUACCAGAAGCAGGGGAAUACUCAUCAUUUUUUGUUUAUUUACGAUUAGUAAUGAAUUUUUCUGCAGAAGAAGUUGCAUCAUACAUUGCUUUAGUUGGCGUCUUAUCUGUUGUUGCUCAAACAUUAAUAUUGACAUUUUUAAUGAGAUAUUUAGGCCAUAAAGCUUCUAUCAUGUUUGGUUUGGUGUUUGAAAUAUCACAGUUAAUCUGUUAUGGUUUUGGCUCACAAACAUGGAUAAUCUGGAUGGCUGGUUGUAUUGCUGCUAUGUCCAGUGUAACUUAUCCGGCCAUCAGUGCAUUCGCAUCAGAACAUGCUGCUCCUGACCAACAGGGUGCAGCACAAGGACUUAUAACUGGAAUUAGAGGGUUAUGUAAUGGACUUGGUCCAGCAGUGUUUGGAUGUAUUUUCUAUUUGUUUGGAGUAGAUUUAAAUGAAGAGAAUGAUACUAAAUCAGCAAAUGCGUCUCAUGUUCAUGAUGCCUUUAAGGAGAUGGUUCCAGGACCCCCAUUUGCCUUUGGUGCAAUAUUAGUUAUAAUGGCCUUUCUUGUGGCCAUUUUUAUUCCAGAAGAUCCACAUUCAUCAUCCAUUGCAGGCAGGAAAAAGUCUGCCAAACUAAAUGAGUCUUUCAACAAUGGUUCAGGUGAUGUUAAAAUAGAAGCUGAACCCUUAUUACUAAAUGACAAUAAUUUAUAGCAGUGACCUAAAUCCUUGUGUGCAAUCAAGUGGAAUAUAUGUUGUGAUGCUUCAGUGAACUUCCAUACGAUUCAUCCUUGACAUUAGUGAUUCUAGUAGCAAGAAGUUGCUUCUGUCAAUUUUUACAUUGUUAUUAUUCAAUAUAACGAGACCAAUGAUCACUACAUUAUGAUGAUGUAUUUUUGUAAAAUUUUUUGAUUUUAUGACAAUCAUUUCAGCUAUACCCUUCAUAGUUUGUAAUAUGUGAACUGAAUGGCUUUAAAAAUAUUACACAGAAAAAGAUGAUGUGUAAAAAAGUGAUAAGUCUUCACACAUAAAGCUUUACUGGACAGAAGUAAAGGUUGCAUUAUUCAAUGCUUUAAAUGAUAGACUGUUGCUUAACUGCAUAGUGAUACAUACAUUAUAGAUAUGACAAAUUAUAUUUAAAGCAUCCUAUCAUUAAUGCUCCAUUUUAUCAUUUUAUAAUAUCACCAAGAAUGUUUUUUUGAAAUGGAAAAUUUUCUGCUGUGUAUUAAGAUAUUUUCUUAAAUUUUGUAAUUAAAAAUCAAAAUGACCUUAACAUUUGCUGAUAUUUUUUUCAUUUUUAGUCUCAUUUGACUAUGGACAGGUACACAUGAUUAUUCAUUAGCACAUGUUAUACCUGGCUUGAUUGUGAUGUGUAUAUCAAAUGUAUUGUCCUGUUCUGUGUUCAUCUUUCUACCUCUAUAGGAAAAUAUAUAAAUGAAAGAUUACUUGAAAAUCUUUUGUUUUCUGUACAGUAGAACCUUAAUUCAUUGAAUAUAGCAACUUCUUUUUGAUUUACUGGUGUAACAUAUCUUUCACUAAGCUUCAUUGAUGAAUGUUAAAUUGUAUUUCGAAACUCUAAUCACUUUCAUAACUAGUGCUAUUUUCAUAAAUCAGAGUUUGAUUUCAAUGAAAGAACCCUAUUCAUGCUAUUUACAUUGAAUUUAUAAAUUUGAAUGUUUAAAACAUUAUUAGAUUAUAAGUUUUAAAAUAAAUUUCUUUGAAAUAAUGCUGCUUAUGUUUGACUUGUUGAAUGUUAUUGUCAUCAGAAAGCUUUAAGAUAUUUUAAAACUGUUAUAGAACAAUCAGACUGAUUGAGAAAAUCAGUUAUAUUUUAAACAGAAAGUCAUUAGGUUUUUUAAAUGCAUAUUACUCCUUUUAAAAAAACAUUGGUUUAUGUAUCUGAGAACAUGGAUAUGGAUAUUUAUGUCAUUAUGUUUAAAUAACUCAUAUCAAUCUCCACAUUUCUAUUUCAUCUGUUACUUUAGCUUUAAUAUCAUUUUCCUAUCUGUUAACAUCAACACAGUCAUCAACUGAAUAUCAUAUGUAGUUUAACAAAUACUCAUCCAUUUCUUUUCAAAAAUUUAUUGAUUAAAGUCUUUAAAACAGACUUAAUAGCAAAUAUGAGUUGCUGUCUUAUUUAUGAAUACUCUGUAUACUAUUAUUCAAGUGAUACAUAUGAGUCCGUCAUUGAGCUCAUGCUCUGGAGACAAAAUGGAAGUUUUUGAAUUAAGGCUUUUUCUCAGAAAUCAUACAAGGUACCGUAGGUCUUUUUCACCGAUUUAAGACCUUUUGGUGGUCUGCAGCUGUUUUCUGCUCUUUGGUUCAGUUGUUGUCUCUUUGACACAUUCCCUAUUUCCAUUCUCAAUUAUACUAUUUGAUAUGUUAAUUUAUUAUAGGGAGUGUAUGUUGAACUUUCAGAUCUCAUGAGCUUGAAAUACUAGUUAUAGAAGCAUUCAAAUUUUACUUCUUCAGCAAUUGAAAUAUUUUUACACAUGCAUACAAAUAUUUUCAUUGAAAUAGUAACCAAACAAUUUCAAAAUCCUGUAAAAAAUCUAGAGGUCAAUGCACUCUCUACAAGAUAAGAGGAGUAUCAAUUGCCCAAAUGCUAGAAUAGUUGAGAAUAAACUGGACCGAGACUAUAAAAAAAUCAGACAUCACAUCAAAGUCCAUGAUAGACAAAAACAUUAAGAACCAACUUCAAUUGACAAUGAUCCUGACUUGACAACAGUCUGCUGAUUCUUAAAUCAAUCUUGUUUCUAGAUUUUUGAUACCUCAUAGAACACCAGAUUUUAAAGUUAAAGUCUACCCAUGGCCCUUUAAACACCCUUUUUAAUGAUUUUAAGCCAAGUUUUGAUAGAUCUUUAUUUUCAAUUUUUUAAACAUUAUUCUGAUAAAAAAAAGUAUGAGAGAGUUUAGAGCAAUUUGUAAAAUAGUGUAGUUAUUACGGAUAUAGAAAUUUUCAAUUUACUCAGUCACUGCUGUAAUUAGUCACGAAAAUUCUUACUUUGUUGUUAAAUUACAAGCUUUUAGCCACUUAAAAAAUACAUUAUAGGACAAAUUACAUCCACACUGUCUGGGAUGUCAUGAUUUAACAAAUUGUAUUGUGUCCAAUAAGUCAAAGCAAACAUGCAGAAAUACCAUCUCUCUCUCACACUAAUGUAUCUAGUACAAUCACUACUGUAGCUGUGUUAUAAACUCAGAAAAAAACUAUUAGCCAUUUUCGAAUUUAAAUAAAUCGCUACUAAAAGAUUGAUAUGUCACAGGUUUGGUGAGUCAAUUGGACACUUCAAAACUUUUUAAAAGCUGAAGGUAAUGUCAUAGGGGAGUAAGUCUACACAAAAAAGGAAAGAAAAUGUCAUAUUAGUAGAAUGAUAUAUAUUUUCGGUGUAAAAAAAGCACUUUAAAAAAAAAAAAAAAAAGGCAGAGAAAGCUUUUUCUUGAAUAAGAAAUUGAAAUGAAGUUUAUAUAUUAUCCAAAGGAUUUAAGUUGACUUUUGAUUGAAAAAGUGGAUAGAAUUUAAAAAAUACAUGUUGGUUUUCCUGUUUGAAUGGUUUUACACUAUUCAUUUGGGGCCCUUUAUAGCUUGCUGUUCUGUGUUAGUCAAGGCUCUGAGUUGAAGACUGUUCUUUGACACGUCACAUGAUAUAUAACUUUACAUAAGACUUGUAAGAUUACACUUGUGCCAAGUUUUAUUCUGUAGUAUUAUAUAUGUGUAUGUAUUGUAUGUUAAAAUACUAUUAGGUGCUUAUGUCUGCCUUAUUUAUGAAAUAUAAAUUCAUUUGAUAUAUUUGUGAAAUAUAAAUUUUGAAAUAAAGUUUUUAUUUAAUUAAAACAAUAUACAUGUAGGUAAGGGGUCAUUGGGUUUUCUGAGCUCAUUUAAAAGUAUGAUUCUACUCAUAUUUCUUUGAGAUAAUGUCAUAAUGUUAGUUUUUAAUUGUUUAGCAUUUUGAAUGUUUGAUGCUGCACUGUGAUAAUUAUCUGGCAUUUUAUAUAUAGUUUAGACAGAGAAAUAUACAUGUCUCUGGUUAUAGUAAGUUAGGUAGUUAGUUAGCUUUUUAUUACUCAUACAGAGUUAUUAAAAAAAAUACAUAAUUUAACAAGAAUAUUAAAAUGAUGUACUCGGCAAUUAAGCAAAUGAAAGUAUAUAUAUUUCUUUGUCCUGUUUUUCGUCUUGUCAAGAGUACAAAAGUGGAUAUACAUUGAUUAGAAUUUUUCAACGGGAGUAUAAAAAAAACUUGCUGUAAAGUGUAAUGUAGAAUGAAGAAUUAUCUGUUUUUAUUAUAUA
Mytilus trossulus (common blue mussel) is the source of this 5114-nucleotide messenger RNA. RefSeq names its product hippocampus abundant transcript 1 protein-like. Gene Ontology annotation, biological process: transmembrane transport. Gene Ontology annotation, cellular component: membrane. The coding region runs from base 92 to 1543 and encodes 483 amino acids. The transcript is spliced from 13 exons. NCBI's taxonomy places the organism in Eukaryota, Metazoa, Mollusca, Bivalvia, Mytilida, Mytilidae. Gene Ontology annotation, molecular function: transmembrane transporter activity. The record is from RefSeq and is a predicted model, not a curated record.